This is a messenger RNA of Loxodonta africana (African savanna elephant), 4859 nucleotides long. It is a transcript of the gene DNAAF2, whose product is annotated as dynein axonemal assembly factor 2. The record is from RefSeq and is a predicted model, not a curated record. Gene Ontology annotation, biological process: axonemal dynein complex assembly; epithelial cilium movement involved in extracellular fluid movement; cilium-dependent cell motility. Lineage: Eukaryota; Metazoa; Chordata; Mammalia; Proboscidea; Elephantidae. Gene Ontology annotation, cellular component: cytoplasm. The transcript is spliced from 3 exons. The coding region runs from base 129 to 2675 and encodes 848 amino acids.
CUCAAUUCUCUGGCCGUUACCGACCACGGCUGCUUCACUCGUCGCGGACCGGGACUCCACGGUGCCUUCCACUCACCCUGCCUCGGAUUGAUCCCCCUUGGCCCGAGGGCAAGGCUCUACGGGGCAGCAUGGCGAAGGCGACCAACUCGUCGCCGCUGGAGGACUUGGACCUAAGCGGAGAUGAGGUACAGCGUCUCACCACCGCCUUCCAGGACCCAGAGUUCCGGCGGCUGUUAUCCGAGUACGCCGGGGAGCUCACAGACCCCGAGAACCGAAAGCGCUACGAGGCGGAGAUCACUGAGCUGGAGCGUGAGCGCGGAGUGGAGGUUCGGUUCGUGCACCCGGAGCCGGGCCACGUACUGCGCACCAGCUUGGACGGAGCGAAGCGCUGCUUUGUGAACGUGUGCAGCAACGUGCUGGUGGGCGCGCCGAGCAGCCGGCCCGGCUCCGGGGGCGCGGCGCCGGGCCACCACUGGUUCCUGCCCCACAGCCUGGCUCCAGGCCGCGAGUACGCGGGGCGCCGGGGCACUCGCUACACGGUCUACGACGUGGUCUUCCAUCCAGACGCGCUAGCGCUCGCCAGGCGCCACGAGCGCUUCCGCCACAUGCUGGACGCCACGGCCCUGGAGGCCGUCGAGAAGCAGUUCGGCGUGAAGCUGGACCGCAGGAAUGCCAAGACCCUGAAGAUCAAGUACAAGGGGACUCCGGAGGCCGCCGUGCUCCGCACGCCACUGCCUGGGGGUGCCCCGGCCCGCCCCGAGGAGGAGCCGGAAGGCCCUCUUUCCGAUUUCCCUUACCCCUACCGGUACCCGGGGGCCUCCGGGAACUCGGCCGUGCCCCAGCCCCAGGCUCCCGCCCCUUCUGGGCCGGCCCCGCCCCCCGCCCCCACCGAGCCUCGCUACAGCGUGGUGCAGCGCCACCACGUGGACCUGCAGGAUUACCGCUGCUGCCGGGACUCGGCUCCGAGCCCGGUGCCCCGCGAGCUGGUGGUCACCAUCGAGCUGCCGUUGCUGCGUUCGGCCGAGCAGGCAGCCCUGGAGGUGACGGGAAAGCUGCUGUGCCUUGACUCGAAGAAGCCUGACUAUCAGCUGCGGCUCUCGCUCCCGUAUCCGGUGGACGACAGCCGCGGCAAGGCGCAGUUCAACAAGGCCCGGCGGCAGCUAGUCAUCACGCUCCCUGUGGCUCUACCUGCCACGCGCCGGGGGCUCCCGGCAGCGCCGGAAGGGGCGGUGGACCCGCCCGGAACUGACGGCGGGUCGUGCGCUUCCGCUCGCCAAGGGGAGGCAGGCCAGGGUGGGGGUAACGCCGAGGACCGAGACUCUAGUACCAGCGGUGCCGGUGCUGCAGACGCCGGGAUCGCCACCCCGAGCGCCCCCGAGGUGGCGUACUCGCCUGCCGGCGCUGGAGAGGAGAUUAUCCCCGAACAGAAAGAACAGGACUCCGGCGGGCACGCGGACGCGGGGUCGCCGCUGGGCAAUCGGGAGGACUCGCGUACAGGAGCAGGGAGCGUCUCUGGCGACGGUGGCGGAGGCUUUCCUUGUGUUUCAACCGGAAACCUUGACGCGGGGUCUUCAACAGAAAGAGGGGGUGAAGGCAGAGAUUUCAGUGUGCAGACGCGCGGGCGCUGCGAAGGCGCUGACCGAGAGCCCUCUAACGGAGCCAUGGGUGGUCCCGGGACCCAGAGCGGGGAACCUUUGUGUCCUCCUUUGCAGUGUAAUCAGGAUGAAGAAUCCCUGAUUCUACUAAUUCAAGUUCCACGGAUCCUGCCGCAAAGUCUUCGAGGGGAUUUGAACCCCCUUCGGUACAAAUUGUGCUUCUCCACGCAAGACUUUGUUUAUUAUUCCUUCUUUUUGCAGUUUGCUCCAGAGAAUAAAUUGAGUACCAAAGAACCCGUGAUUAGCAUUUCUUCAAACAAUGCAGUGAUAGAACUGGCCAAAUCUCCAGAGAGCCAUGGACAUUGGAGGCAGUGGUAUUACGGUUUAAACAACGAUUCUUUGGAGGAAAGGUUGUUUGUCAAUGAAGAAAGUGUUAACGAGUUUCUUGAUGAGGUCCUGAGCUCUCCAUUCAAACAGACAAUACCCCUAACCCCACCAUUAAUUGAAGUUCUUCAGAUUACAGAUAGUAAUAUUCAAAUUCAUGCAAAGUUGCAAGAAUGUAAUAACUCUCAUCAGCUUCAUGUAAAGGAAGAAGUCAAUGAAGGAAGUCAUCUGACUGAAAAAGAAAAUACAGAACAUCUUAUCACCACCACAACUGAACAAGAACAAACACUGGGAAAUGCCAGACCUGAUUCAUCUAUAGCGGAUAAUGCGAUAGCAACAGACAGCUGUGGUUCAGUUGCAUACUUGCAACAAGAGUCUCCUGAUGUUUUUCAAGUGCUAUCUGGAAAAUCUCAGCAACCUGAGUCAAAAACGGACCCUGAAUUUAUAAAAGAAAAAUGUGCUGUUUACUCAAAUGAGGAAAAAGAGAAUUUAAAAGAACCAGUAUUAACUGGAGAGAAAGAAUUAGAUGGAGUUCACCUAUCUUCACUACAGAACAAAACUACGGUUCACAACGUAUCUGCUUCUGAAAGCAUAAAAGAAACCAAUAUGCAAGAUGGUAGUGUACGAAUUAUUAAAGAUCAUGUGACUCAUUGUGCAUUCAGUUUUCAGAAUUCUUUGCUAUAUGACUUAGACUAAUUCUGUAUAAUUUUGGAAUUUAAACAAUAAAAAAAUUAGGACCUAAAAUAUUCUGUUAAAUAUUGUCUUAAAACUAAGUUAUUCAGGAAUGUAUAAAAGUAAAAUUUGCAAUUUUGAUUCUAAUUGGGAAACUGGAGUUUUUUUGGGUUUUGUUUGUUGCCUGUAGAGAAUUUAAAUAAAUUUUCCUUAAUUAUGGAGGUAAGUUUUGUGAUUCCUCUGAUAGAUGUGUUUUUCUAACGGAGAGUUAAACUUUAGUUUUAAUAUAAACCGUUACCUAUUCUGUGUGGUUUUUUUGCUUCUGUUUACCAUUACUUUAAUAAGUUUCAAAACAAACAUUCACUAAGUUAUAAUUCUAUUACAAAAAAGGAUUCUCGAGAAUACAAUUAACUAGAAAUGAGUGUGUGUGUGUUAGAAUCUCAAAACUAUUGGUUGUGUCACAUAACAGGAUGUAUUUAUGCUUCAAAUAGAGCUUCGUAGGAAAGCAGUUCUACUCUGUCCUAUAGGGUCGCUGUGAGUUGAAAUCGACUGGACGGCACUGGGUUUUAUUAGAAAAGAACUUUACUAACCAGUAUUAACAAUCUAAACAAUUACAAUACAAAUACACUUAAUGAAAUUUGUAUGUUUACUUGAGCUCUCUAUUUGACUCUUCUCUUGUAUGUCACACAAACUAUAUUAAGGUUGUUUAGUAAUGAUUUUGAAAAUUUAACUUCUAAAAGAAUUUUUUGGAAGUUACUAUUACAGUAUUAAAACAUCUUUUGGUUUAACAGAAUACGUUUAAAAAGUUUAGAACAAGACAAAAAAUCUGACAUUUUGCUUCCAUAGGAAAAUUUUCUUCAUUAUUACAUGAAAAAAAAGAGCCAAUGUUUUCUAAUCAUUUUCUUUAAUGACACCUAAAAGAGAGCUGCCAAUCACAUAUCUAAGGAAUUAGUAAUUAGUUUCAUGGAACAGUAUUUCUAUGUAAGACCAGGAGAAAAUUCCAACAGGUUUUUAUUUAACAAAAAUUUAUAGGAGUUAAUGAAAGAAGAUGCAGGAAGGAAAAUAUUUGUUCUAAUUGAGGCCUUGGGCUGAUCUAUUUGCUUUGGAAACAGCUAGCAAUUCAGACCUCUGGUCUUGGCUUGGUCCUGAAAAUUGCCUAAUAUAUUUUGUUCUUUGAACUGGGGGGUCCGAUCUGAACACCAACAACUGAUACAAGCCUGGCGAUUCAUCCUGAUUGACAUUUACAGCCCCUAAAUAGAGUCUGGAGCCAGACUAGCAUGUGAAAGUAGUGCAGAGGUAGCUCAGAAAGCAAGGGAACCAUCUGCUUCACCUUGGACAACUGCAUGCACUUUUUCAACCACAAUCCAAAAACCAAAACCCGCUACCAUUGAGUCGAUUCCAACUCAAUAUAGGAUAGAACACAAUUGCUCCACGAGGUUUCAAAGGCUGUAAAUCUUACCGGAAGCAGACUGCCACAACUUUGUCCUGCAGAGCAGCUGGUGGAUUUGAACUGCUUUUAGGUCAGUGGCCACUGCCACCAGGGUUCCUUUCAACGACAAUAGGAACUUUAAGUUGGUAUAGUAACAGUUUUGAGACUCUCCAUUUAGUACAUAAUUUUCUUAGGUUGAAGUGACUAUUUGUAGUAUCUCUUCACAGAAAUGAGCCUUUUAUGAGUAACUUUUUGGUUACAUGCAAUUAUAGAUGGUUAUACGAAACUUCUACAUUAAAUAUGGAGUAAGCUUUAUGCCUGGUUCCUAUUUUUACUUUAUCUAUCCUUUAAAAAGUAUGAUUUCAGUUAAAGCUGGCACUAGAAAGUGUUUCACUUGGGCAGGAGUGAACUUUGUAUCAUUUCUAGCUUUCCAAAACAAUUUAGUCUGUAUUUCCCUUACAAGGCAGCUUCUUAUUGUUCAUUAUCUAUGCCUGGCUAAUUUGAAAGCCAAACAGUUUCUUUCAAAGGGAAUGCAUUGUCAUGAGCUGGGUUUUAUUUCAAACUCAAUUAUACAAUGUACAGAUACUAAAUAUUAGCAUGUUUUUUUUUUAAUGUUAACUUUCAAAACACCUAGAAUGCCUGUACUGAAUUUUGGAGUAAAUGAUUAAUAAAAUUUACUUUGCAAAAUGAUCAGGAAUCUUUUUAUGCAAAAUGAGUAUUUUAUUUUGGCAGCACUAAAAAAAAAAACCCACUGUAUUUCUACAUUGAAGUGAAAACAA